This is a messenger RNA of Rubroshorea leprosula, 3118 nucleotides long. Lineage: Eukaryota; Viridiplantae; Streptophyta; Magnoliopsida; Malvales; Dipterocarpaceae. The record is from the annotation of a GenBank genome assembly.
CAUAAUUUUACAAUAAUCUGAGUUGCAGAAUUUCUUGAGUUGAUGCCUGAAACGGGUGCUUGGAUACUUUGUAUCAGGGUUUUGUUGUGGUUUAUGAAUUUUUUUUUUUUUUAGUUUUAACUUCUCUCUUAUUUCUGUUUUUUGGUUUAGCUUUUCUACUUCCAGCAAUGAAAAUUUUGAUUUUUUUUUUCCUAGAAGAAAUGGUUACGAAGGCUCUUCCUUCCGAUUUUUUUUUUCUCUAAAAUUUGUUCAUAUGCAUGUUUGAUGCAUAUGCAAGCGCCUUCCACUGGGCUUUCUGAAUAAAUAUGAUACCUUUUUCUGUGAUCCACUCCUUUGAUUUUUUUUUUCCUCAAAAUUUUCUUUGGUUUUCCUUGAAUUUAUUUUAUUUUAUUAUCAGAUCAACCGGAUCAUCUGUAAGUUACAGAAGGCUUUUGUGUUAAUUAACAAUUGUAUAUUUUAUGUGUGGUUUUUUUGGCUUAGUUGUAGGCAUGGAAUUAGGGGCAAUUCAUCAAGAUAAGUUUCAAAUUAUGUUGGUUAAGGAAUUUCCGAUACCAUGGGUUUAAUUGGGUUUUAUCUGAUUGAUGGGAGUUGCAAUUCGUGGGUCUGGUAUCUGGGGUCUGCAAACUUAAUUGAUUUUGAAGGCUCACAUGUUCAUGGGAGUUUAUUCAAGACUUCCAGGUCGUUGUUUUUGAUGCAUUCUUCUUGAUGUGAUCUUUGAGAUAUGGUUUUGCAGAAGAGAUUAGACUAUGGAUUCAGUGGCUAUCAGGUGCCUGCUACUCCGCGAGCGACCAGAUCAGCCAGGAAAAGGGGUUCAUUUAAGAAGAGAGUGGAAGCCAAUCAAAUAUGUGCAUUUGACUUACUAGCAACCGUAGCUGGUAAGUUAUUGUGCGGGAAAGAAAGUAGGCCCAGUUCAAGUAAUAUGUCAAGUGAGGAAAAUAAGCCUGCAGUUGCAAAAAGUACUGUAAAAGAGGAAAGGCAGGAAGAAGAUCAAGAAUUGAAGGUAGAAACGUGUGAUCAAGGAAGCUGUGACAAGAAAUUCCUUGUUUCUGAGCUUGCCUCACAAGCUUAUGAUCAAGACUAUAGUUUUAGGAUAUUGCCAGGUCAUCAAGAUGACUAUCAUUCUGGAUUUGCUUCCAUAAUAACAAGUUCUGACAGCUCAGAAAGAGUUGGUUCUCAGAAGUUGGUGAAAGGCAAAAUUGAGAAUGAAAUGGACAGUUUACCAUGCAAAGUAGAGAGUGGCCCUGCUGCAAACGGGGGAUCUGUUGAUUGUAAUAUUUCAAAUGAUGAAGAUAAAAGAUUUGUUAAUUGUGAGCUGGAAAAGACUGGGAAGGUUUCAACUGAAGAAGGGACUGGUGUGUCCCAUGUAGAGGAUCCAGUGGUCUGGAAUGAGAAACCUCCUGUCUUAGUUAGUUCAGAUAGUAGCACCAAGGUGCCUUUGUGUGGGGACCAAAAUCCCCACAGUUCUUUUCCCGCAAGUCUGGAUAAUGUAAAUUUAGUUAGUAAAGAUGAUGACGAAAACUCUUCAGGGUGUACUCACCCCAGCACCAUACAAAAAUCAUUUAGGGCAACUCCACGUAUUGGAGCCCGAAGAAUAAGGAAAAUAUUGGCUUCCAAAUAUUGGAAGGUAGCUCCAAAAUUGAAGGAUGUUAGACUUUCUAACUUAGAGGACUUGAGGCCUUCUUACUGCGAAAGGAAUAACAGUUACAAACGCCUCAGAUCUGAAAGGAAUUAUCCCUUCAAGAAAAGGAAGUUUUUUCACUAUACCUCACUGCCAAAUUCUGAUGGGGGAAUUAGCAGUGAUGGCAUUGCUCAUUCACAUCAGAGGAGCAUUGAUGUAGAUGCUAUUGAUUCAUGUCCAAAGAUGCAUGGAGCUACUGGGGAUUCUUCUUCAGUAGCUGAUCAGCCCAGAUUGUUCCACCCUAGGGAUUCUCACGUGAAACUUAGGAUCAAGUCUUUCAGGGUGCCAGAGCUGUUCAUUGAAAUUCCAGAGACUGCAACUGUUGGUUCGUUGAAGAGGACUGUUAUGGAGGCAGUGACUUCGAUACUUGGAGGCGGACUGCGAGUUGGUGUACUCAUUCAGGGAAAGAAGGUUAGAGAUGACAAUAAAACUUUACAGCAGACUGGAAUUUGCUGUGACAGUCAGUCAGAUGUUUUAGGUUUUAGCCUUGAGCCUAACCCUUCACAAACUCCCUUGUCUUUCUGUCCUGGAGAUUCUCCCUUGAUGUUUCCACGUGACACUCCUCAACCUCCAACAAGGUAUCCAGCCACUUGCCAUGUCUCACCUGAACCUCAUGUGCCUAAUAUAGGCAGCUUUGUUGAAAGUGAUCAUGAUUCUGCACCUUCUCCUACUGAAAUGUCAAUUGACAAAAGCACAACUGAUUCCAAAGCCCUGGUUGCUGUACCAGCUGUGCCUGUGAGUGUGGAAGCUCUAGUUGUUGUGCCAGUUCAUAGGAAGUUUAAGCGAUCUGAGGUUGUGCAACGUCGAAUUCGUCGACCUUUCUCCGUGGCUGAAGUUGAAGUGCUGGUUCAAGCGGUUGAGAAACUUGGAACUGGAAGAUGGCGUGAUGUCAAGUUACGGGCUUUUGAUAAUGCAAAACAUCGCACAUAUGUGGAUUUGAAGGAUAAGUGGAAAACACUAGUGCACACGGCAAGAAUAUCCCCUCAGCAAAGGAGGGGAGAGCCGGUUCCCCAGGAACUCUUAGACAGGGUCCUAACUGCCCAUGCCCACUGGUCCCAGCAGCAAGCCAAGCAGCAAUUGAAGCAACAGCCGGAGAGCUGCCUUCUCCUUCAGAACCCAGUCACCUGAUGACUGGAGCACAUGUAAUGCUGAAGAAAGAAACACCGGAUUGACGGAAGGAUUGCCUUUUUUUUUUUGCCUGGUUAGUUUCUGGUUUUCUGUGUAUUUUGUUAAUGAUCAUGUAAAAAGUAAUGAUGGGAAAGAAAUAGGGAAGUAAGAAGUAAUACUCUUAUUAGGUAUCAGUUGUAGCCGUGAUUCUUUUCCUGCGUUGGAAAGGCUUGGCUCUUGUAAAUGGCUGUUAAUUAAAUAAGAGCUUGCUAACAGAAAUGAUUCCAUUUUUCUUCUUUUUCCAUUGAUUUUGAAUAAUAUUCUAAGCUCCAU